Molecule: messenger RNA, 1223 nt
Organism: Lemur catta (Ring-tailed lemur)
Lineage: Eukaryota; Metazoa; Chordata; Mammalia; Primates; Lemuridae
Gene: TCF21
Product: transcription factor 21
Exons: 2
Coding region: 223-762 (179 amino acids)
Biological process (GO): developmental process; regulation of transcription by RNA polymerase II
Molecular function (GO): protein dimerization activity; RNA polymerase II transcription regulatory region sequence-specific DNA binding; DNA-binding transcription factor activity, RNA polymerase II-specific
Source: RefSeq, a predicted model, not a curated record
CUCUCACACUCCUCUGCGGCCACAGCUCCACUCUGGGGGUGGGGAAACAGAGCGCCGGGUUCCUUCUCCAGGUUCCUUCUCACAACUCUGCGAAGGGGAAAGGGGUGUGAGACCCAGCCAGACCCCAACUCCAACUCCCAACACGAGGUGGCUGCUCUGUACUCGGGGGGCCCACUGGUUUCAGGGUCUCUCUCCCUCUCUCUCUCAUCCACUCUCCCAGACAUGUCCACCGGCUCCCUCAGCGAUGUGGAGGACCUUCAAGAGGUGGAGAUGCUGGAAUGUGACGGGCUGAAAAUGGACUCGAACAAGGAGUUUGUGACUUCCAACGAGAGCACCGAGGAGAGCUCCAACUGCGAGAACGGCUCUCCCCAGAAGGGCCGCGGGGGCCUGGGCAAGAGGAGGAAGGCGCCCACCAAGAAGAGCCCGUUGAGCGGGGUCAGCCAGGAGGGGAAGCAGGUCCAGCGCAACGCGGCCAACGCGCGCGAGCGGGCCCGCAUGCGGGUGCUGAGCAAGGCCUUCUCCAGGCUCAAGACCACCCUGCCCUGGGUGCCCCCGGACACCAAGCUCUCCAAGCUGGACACGCUCAGGCUGGCGUCCAGCUACAUCGCCCACUUGAGGCAGAUCUUGGCUAACGACAAGUACGAGAACGGUUACAUUCACCCGGUCAACCUGACGUGGCCCUUUAUGGUGGCCGGGAAACCCGAGAAUGACCUGAAAGAAGUGGUGACCGCGAGCCGCUUAUGUGGAACCACGGCGUCCUGACCUUGGAGGUGCCAGUGUGGGAAAGGCGCGCUCCCCGGGGGGAGCGGGCCCCGGGAAGGCGACCCCUGCCCGCCCUACUCUCUGUCUCUGCUUCCCCCACGCAACGCUCCUCUCUCUGUCCCACCCCGCGAGAACACUUUACAACGACGAGGAGAUUCGUUUCCAAACCAGAGGAGACCAAUUGUUCUUACAAAGAUUCCCAUCUAUUUAACUUUAUUAACUUCUACCGUAAAUGACUCUGCGAGCCUUGCUGGUCCAAGUGCAAUAUGUAAUUAUAAAUAUAUAAAUAGAUAAUAAGAGCCUAUCAAUGUGUAUCUUUUGUACAAUACGUUGUAAAAUGUAGAUCAUAGAAUAGCUGACUUUGACAGUCACAUUUAUAAAGUAAUUCACUUAAAGAUAUAUAUUUUUUUCAAACAAGUUUUGCUACUUUUGAAAAUAAAUCUUUCUUUAUAUUGCUAAAA